Zea mays is the source of this 2296-nucleotide messenger RNA. RefSeq lists its product as uncharacterized. The record is from RefSeq and is marked provisional. NCBI's taxonomy places the organism in Eukaryota, Viridiplantae, Streptophyta, Magnoliopsida, Poales, Poaceae. Gene Ontology annotation, cellular component: membrane.
CGCCGCCUCGUCCGUUUUCCGAAUCGGCCGCGCGGGGUACCGCGGCGCCGGGGGCCGCCCGGAGCUCCGUCCGAGUCCGUUGCCGGGAGCCAGCCAGGGCGCAACGCGAGCGCAAUGGCGGAGGUGGGGAGCCGGGUGCGCGGGUUCCUGCGGAACCGGUGGCUGGUGUUCGUGGCGGCGAUGUGGAUGCAGUCGUGCGCCGGGGUCGGCUACCUCUUCGGCAGCCUCUCGCCGGUUAUCAAGGCCUCGCUCGGCUACAACCAGCGCCAGGUCGCCGGGCUCGGCGUCGCCAAGGACCUCGGCGACAGCGUCGGCUUCCUCGCCGGCACGCUCUGCGCCGUGCUCCCGCUCUGGGCCGCGCUCCUCGUCGGCGCCGCGCAGAACCUCGUCGGCUACGGCUGGGUCUGGCUCGCCGUCACGCGCCGCGUCCCCGUGCCCCCGCUCUGGGCGAUGUGCAUUCUAAUCUUCAUUGGUAACAAUGGGGAGACAUACUUCAACACUGCCGCACUUGUCUCGUGUGUUCAAAACUUCCCCAAGAGCCGUGGACCAAUUGUUGGCAUCCUCAAAGGAUUCGCUGGAUUAAGUGGUGCAAUUCUAACGCAGAUUUAUGCAAUUGUACACUCUCCUGAUGAUGCUGCACUGAUUUUCAUGGUUGCAGUUGGCCCAACAAUGGUUGUUAUAGCUUUAAUGUUCAUUGUAAGACCUGUUGGAGGCCACAGACAAGUGCGACCUUCUGAUGGCACAAGUUUCACAUUUGUAUACAGUGUCUGCUUGCUGUUAGCCUCUUAUCUUAUGGGCGUCAUGUUAUUGGAAGACCUUGUUGACUUAAGCCAGUCAGUGACUGUCGUGUUGACCGUGAUUCUAAUCAUGUUUCUAUUAGUUCCAAUAGUCAUUCCAGUUCUACUCAGCUUCUUUUCGGAUGAUGACGAGACUUUGUAUGCACUAUUGUUGCCAUCACCUCGGAAAGAAGAAGCAAGUGCAUCAACAUCUUCUGAGGAGCAACAUGAGGUUAUACUCAGCGAGGUGGAGGAUGAAAAGCCAAAGGAUGUUGAUUUACUUCCAGCCUCAGAGAGGCAAAGAAGGAUAGCAGAAUUGCAGACAAGGUUAUUUCAGGCAGCUGCUGUUGGUGCUGUCAGGGUUAAGAGGAGGAAAGGUCCACGGAGAGGAGAGGAUUUCACACUGAUGCAAGCGCUCAUCAAGGCUGAUUUCUGGCUUCUAUUUUUCUCCCUUCUGCUGGGCUCUGGAUCUGGUCUCACUGUGAUUGAUAAUCUUGGGCAAAUGAGCCAGUCAUUGGGUUACGAGGAAACCCACAUAUUUGUGUCAAUGAUUAGCAUCUGGAACUUUCUUGGACGUAUUGGUGGAGGGUAUUUCUCAGAGAUUAUUGUCAAAGAUUACGCAUAUCCAAGGGCGAUCGCAUUAGCGAUAGCUCAAGUCCUGAUGGCGAUCGGGCACUUCAACUUCGCGAUGGCUUGGCCCGGGACAAUGUACAUCGGCACGCUGCUCGUCGGAGUAGGCUACGGCGCGCACUGGGCCAUCGUGCCAGCCGCAGCCUCGGAGCUGUUCGGGGUGAAGAACUUCGGAGCGCUGUACAACUUCCUCACGGUCGCGAACCCAGCAGGCUCCCUGGUCUUCUCGGGGGUCAUCGCGAGUGGCAUCUACGACAGUGAAGCAGCGAAGCAGGCUCAGCAGCGCCACAACUCCACGUCGCUGGCGAUGAGUGGCAGAGUGGCUGGCAUGGUCUCUGGAGCCGCUCCGUCGUUGAAGUGCGAGGGCGCCGUCUGCUUCUUCCUCUCAUCGCUGAUCAUGUCCGGGUUCUGCAUCAUCGCUUUUGGCUUGAGCUUGAUCCUGGUCUACCGCACAAAGAUCGUGUACACAAGUCUAUACGGGAAACCGCGUACUUGAAGGAUCAACCCUAAAGGGACACAGGGUUAUCAAAGCAUACUUCAAUUUUUAAUUUAUUAGUCUGGUACCCCAUGCCUGUACAGGUACAGUGUCGGUCUUCCCGUUGUUGUGCACAGGUUCUCAAGCAGCAUUUCAACUUUUCAAGUAUGUGGCUGCAAAUGGGAGCUUCAGUAUAGCGAAGCAUGUGAGAGUAGAAAGUCCGUCUGUGGCUGGACUGGGACGCUGUCCUUGGCUCAAGUUUUGCUGUAUUUGGUUGUGAAAAAUUUGUGUACACAUGUAAUAAGCUAGAGACGUUUCGACGCAUGUCAGAGUGGAGAACAUAUUCUUUUAUGAUUUGUUGAAACUUGCGUAUUUGUAUCUAUCACAAAGAAAACAGUCCAACUUGUCAACCGGC